CGGAGACGCGGCCGUGCGCCGGGGCCACCAUGACCUGGAGCGCCGCGGCGCGGGGCUUGCACCAGCCCGACAACACCGCGUUCACGCAGCAGCGCCUCCCCGCCUGGCAGCCGCUGCUGUCGGCCGGCAUCGCGCUGCCGCUCUUCUUCUGCGCCGGCCUGGCCUUCCUCGGGCUGGGCCUGGGGCUGUACUACUCGUCCAACGCCAUCCAGGAGCUGGAGCACGACUACACGGGCGACGCGGGCGCGGGCAGCUGCGCCGCGUGCGCCGCCCAGGGCCAGGGCCGCGCGCCGCCGCCGCCCUGCUCGUGCGCCUGGCACUUCACGCUGCCCGAGCUCUUCCCGGGGCCCGUGUACCUCUACUACGAGCUCACCGGCUUCUACCAGAACAACCGGCGCUACGGCGUGUCCCGCGACGACGCGCAGCUCAGCGGGCUGCCCGGCGCGCUGCGCCGCCCGGCCAACGAGUGCGCCCCCUACCAGUUCUCCGGCGGCCUGCCCGUGGCGCCCUGCGGCGCCGUCGCCAACAGCCUCUUCAACGACACCUUCUCGCUGUGGCACCAGCGCCGGCCCGGCGCGCCCUACGUGGAGGUGCCGCUGGACCGCGCGGCCAUCGCCUGGUGGACCGACUACCACGUCAAGUUCCGCAACCCGCCGCUCGUCAACGGCAGCCUGGCGCUCGCCUUCCGGGGCACCGCGCCGCCCCCCAACUGGCGCCGGCCGGUCUACGAGCUGAGCCCGGACCCCAACAACACCGGCUUCGUCAACCAGGACUUCGUGGUGUGGAUGCGCACGGCGGCGCUGCCCACCUUCCGCAAGCUGUACGCGCGCAUCCGCCAGGGCAACUACUCGGCCGGGCUGCCCAGCGGCGCCUACCGCGUGGACAUCGCCUACAACUACCCGGUGCGCGCCUUCGGCGGCCACAAGCUCCUCGUGUUCAGCAACAUCUCGUGGAUGGGCGGCAAGAAUCCCUUCCUGGGCAUCGCCUACCUGGUCGUCGGCUCUCUCUGCAUCGUCGUGGGCUUCGUCAUGCUGGCCGUCUACAUUCGCUUCCAGGACCAGGACGACGACGACAACGACGAUGAGUGAGGCCAGCUCCCCGAGGACCCUUUGGGCUUCCGGCCAGAGGCCUUCAGAGCGCCCCUGGGCGUCCCGCUAUCUCCCCUCACCCCCUGUCGAGCUCUCCGCACUUUGCCUACUGCUGUGGAUAGAAGGCCCAGAGAAAGGGGUUCUCCUCUUUCCCCUGGUGCCCGCAGACUCUCCGGUUGGUCUGGGGGAGUUGGGGCGCAAGGGAAACCUUGCAAAUUCUCCGUCUACUUCCUGGCUUACCAAGUUGACAUGUCAGGUUCUUAAGGACUGUAGAAUUCCAGAACCCUAGAGACUACUAUUCAGCCCUUGCGGGACGAGUGAUUGAGAGAGCUGGGAUGUUCUCAUUUCAUUUCAGGCAGCCAGCCGGUGACGCCCGACUCUGGCAACGGAGCUUGGCUUGGGGCGUGGGGUGUAGGGUCUGGUGGGGAGUUGGGAUCGACAGUGCGGCCCACAGUUAAUUGGCAGAAACGCAGAGCUGGGGAGAAUGUGCUUGUUGUGCAUAGGUUACCACCAACCCCCCAGCCUGGACACACCGAGGCUGGCAUGAAUCACUCCAAGUCGUGUUUAACAAGAUCUUCUGGAGUUUCCUGUAUUCCCUCUCAUUUGGGGAUUGCAUUCUUGGCCUGAAGCAGUAAUCUGAGUUCACAGUAACCCUAGUUCACUUUUUCAGCUAGUAAUUUGUUCCUAGGGGCAGGGCCCAUCAUGGUGCGGCCUUAAACAGAGGAAGUCCUCUCUGUCUGUGCAGUGGGUGGGGAAAGAUGCUACCGCUGGAAAACUUGGCAAAUGGGUUGUGCCAGGGUUUGUGUCAACUCAUCCUGUACUUUGGGUGUAAAACAGACUUUACCGCAUGCUGCGUAAAAGUUGACAAUACCAGUUUGUGUGGCUCAGUGAGGGUGCUUUAAGCUUAAAAGCCCAGAGUUGGGAGGAAUCUUAGAGGGGAAGCUAUCCUGUGCUAUCACACCCCUGUCUCCUGACAGUUAUCAGUCCUGUGUUGGCUGAUUUUUUUUUUUUAAUGUUUAAGAGGAAGGGCUUCAUUCAUGCCUUUUGUCUUAGAUCUGAAAUAGAAGGGGUUUAUAUUUAUGUUCUCAAGUGAAACAUAUUUGUUUCUAGUAAUCAUGUUUAUUACAUGAUUCCUCUAGUAAUCAUGAGAAAUAUCUUAUGUGUAAACUAGAAUUUUAGAAUUAUUUGAACCUUUGAGGUAAUGGUAAAACCAGGCAGUUGAUUUUAUUGAUCCACUAGAAUCCAUCAAUAUGUGUAAAGUAGACCAAUAGAAUAUUUUUAUACAAAAACCCUUUUAAGGCAGAAGAACUUAAAAGUAAAACCAUUUUGCCAGGUUAUUUGUGGAACCAAAGAGUUCUUUGAUAAUUCAUGGGAAUUCUCCAGUGCCUGCUAUCUAUUAUAGCUUUUUCCAGUUACUACUGUUUAUUCUCAUUAGUCUACGGUAGUGCAAGAUCUUGAAGAAUGUUUUAGCUUCCAGUAGUGUAAUCUUAAAUUGUAUUGAAUAGUUCACAUUGAUUUUAUGAGACUCUUAUAAUUCUUUGAAAAUUAUUGAUGGACGGAUAACAUGCAUGUCAUGAGGUCUGUCUCUGAAUCUUCUAGGAAUGAUUUAAGAGAGUCUGUUCCAUUAUUUAGAUAUAACAAGUACUUAGUAAUUCCAACAUGUUGGUUUCCAAACUCCUAAAUGUGAUACAAUUUUGUUGUCAAAUCUAAUAUUGUGAUUUUAGGCUACAAAAGCAUCAUUACAUAUGCUUUGACUCAUUUUUAUUUAUUAUGAAUAUUUGACCAGCUCAGUAGCCCAGAUCUUCUGUGUCGGAGAAGAAUGCUUACUAUAUUUUCUACCAUGUAAUUUGAGAGCAGAGUAUAUUUUACUAGUAUUUUUUAAAUAGUCUGUUGCUAUAAAAUUUCAAAUAAGACCCUAAGUCCUAAGGUAUUCUGAUUAAAUUAAUGGAUACCAUACUAUUAAAAUUAAUGGAUCCUACUUUCUGCAAUUCUAAAAGAGAAUAAAGGUUAUGUUUGUCUUUGCUUUAUUAUCAUGUUUGCUUAGUUCUUUUGAACUCUGAUCUUAAAGGUACAAAUACUACCAGCCAUUUUCCUCAUUUGUUAAUAACAGAUUUAUAAUGCAGCAGGGAAAUCUUUCAGAAUAAGGCUCAAAAUGAGCUCAGUCUUUCAUUGUUAAUUUCCUAAAACAGAAUUUGAACUUACAGCAGCAUCAACAUGCGUAUGAAUUAAAUGACCCUCCCUAUUACUUGAAUUUGAUAAAUGCGGUUGAUAUUUUAAAUUUUUUGGUAUUGAUAGAUAUUGAAGAACAUGGUCAUAAUUCUUGCUUCUCUGUGUAUUUUACUCGAAUUGUAAACUUCAGUUAAUUGUUGGGCAUUUGGGACUACAAAGCAGCGGAAACUUUAAAAAUGAAAACAUGAAAUAUUUUCCUGCACUGACCCCUGUGGCUGAUAGCAUUUUGCCUGGUGUCUCAGGAUUCUAGCUGAGAUGAAGUCCUGUGUUGCCCAGUACCGGUUCCCUAGCUAGAGGCAGCUGUGUCUCCUAAGCAAGAUGGAAAAGAGCUGCAUUGGAAAUGUGCUUCGGCCUACCUUGUCCAAUGAAAGCACAAACAAAAGAGAAAGUAACAUGGUCAGCGAGAGGUCCUCAGCAGUAAGAGAACAAGAAAAAUCUUCCAGGUGCCUCCAUUAUCAAAUCAGCAAUUUGCUGGUGACUCAAUUGUUAAAAAUUGGAAGGACAAUAAAAGUCUGGAAUUUCCUGUAGAGCACAUGUCACUGUGCAGUGUAUAACCACCCCUUCUGCCUCGCUUUCAGCCUCGUGCCCUCUUCUGCGUGGGUGAUCUCAGGAAUCCUGAGAAACUUCUCAAGGGUGAGUUGGUGGGAGAACCACAAUCAAUCCAUUCCUUACUUGCUCCUGGCUGCAAGUCGAUCAUUACUAUAAUACAAGUAAAUUCCCUCUUCCUUUAUUUUCAUUGGACAUUUCUUUGCAUCCCAGAUGUUUUUUGUACAUAAAAUACAGCUGGCUGAUCUUAGAUGGCAAAUUAAAAACAAAAUUUUAUCUUCUC
Molecule: messenger RNA, 4146 nt
Organism: Chinchilla lanigera (long-tailed chinchilla)
Lineage: Eukaryota; Metazoa; Chordata; Mammalia; Rodentia; Chinchillidae
Gene: Cdc50b
Product: transmembrane protein 30B
Biological process (GO): phospholipid translocation
Cellular component (GO): Golgi apparatus; endoplasmic reticulum; plasma membrane
Source: RefSeq, a predicted model, not a curated record